This is a messenger RNA of Pectinophora gossypiella (pink bollworm), 1962 nucleotides long. RefSeq names its product beta-hexosaminidase subunit beta-like. Gene Ontology annotation, molecular function: beta-N-acetylhexosaminidase activity. Lineage: Eukaryota; Metazoa; Arthropoda; Insecta; Lepidoptera; Gelechiidae. The transcript has 11 exons. Gene Ontology annotation, biological process: ganglioside catabolic process; glycosaminoglycan metabolic process; carbohydrate metabolic process. The record is from RefSeq and is a predicted model, not a curated record. Bases 239 to 1888 code for a protein of 549 amino acids. Gene Ontology annotation, cellular component: membrane.
AUCUUCAAUACUCAUUCAAUUAUUUAUUAAUCGAACAACAAAUUCCAUUUCACUCAUGUAGUCAUUAGUGAGAUGGAACUUGUUGUUCUACUUGUUUUAACAAACUCGACUAAGUACUUGUUUACACACGUUUUAUCAAUGCCACACUAAUAUAUAAAGUGCGGAGAUAGCGGCGCGGUCAGUCGCACGGCGCGCGGUUGAUUUAGUUAGUGUGGGCGCGAGACGUCGGCGCGACAACAUGCGGAGUGUGGUGUGCGCGUGCGCGCUGCUGGCCGCGCUGGGCGCGUACAUCGAGCCGGGGCCCGCGCACCCGCCCAGCCAGGGGGAGGUGUGGCCCAAGCCGCAGCGGGAGGACAAGGAGGACACCUUCUACACCUUCAACCCGUCGCAGUUCACAGUCGAGAUAACGGGCCACAACUGCAGCAUGCUGGCGGCCGCGGUGGAGCGCUACGUGUACGUGCUGCGGCAGCUGCACGCGCUGGCGCGGCGCGGGCGCCGGCGGGGGCGGGCGGCGCCCCCGCCGCCCCCGCCGCCCGCCUACGCCGGCGCGCUGCGCCGCCUGGCGCUGCAGCUGGACCGGCCCUGCGAGCCCGCGCCGCACCUGCACAUGGACGAGGCCUACUCGCUGACGGUGGGCGAGAACGCGACGCUGUCCGCCGCCGCCGUGUGGGGCGCGCUGCGCGGCCUCGAGACCUUCGCGCAGCUGUUCUACCUCAGCGACGAUUACACGGACGUGCGCAUCAACGCGACGGCCAUCUCGGACUGGCCGCGCUACCCGCACCGCGGGCUGAUGCUGGACACGGCGCGGCACUACCUGCCGCGCGCCGCGCUGCUCGCCACCCUCGACGCCAUGGUGGCCAACAAGAUGAACGUGCUGCACUGGCACCUCGUCGACGACCAGAGCUUCCCCUACCAGAGCGACCGCUUCCCCGACUUGAGCUUGCGCGGCGCGUAUCAUCCGAGCAUGGUGUACACGCGCGAGGACAUCGCCACCGUCGUGGAGUACGCGACCGCGCGCGGCGUGCGCGUCGUGCCCGAGAUCGACGUGCCCGGUCACACGCGGUCGUGGGGUGCGGCCUUCCCCGAGCUGCUGACGCAGUGCUACUCUAGCUCCGGCGAGGAGGCUGGGCUAGGCCCGCUGCAGCCGCUGCGCGCGCGCACCUACGCUGUGCUGCGCGCGCUGCUGCAGGAGGUGCGCCAGCGCUUCCCUGACACGCACCUGCACGUCGGCGGGGACGAAGUUGACCUCUCCUGCUGGAACUCCAACCCCGAGCUGCAGCAGUACAUGCGCGAGCACAACAUGUCGGACCCGAGCCAGCUGCACGCGCUGUUCAUGCGCGACACGCUGCCGCUGCUGCCCGCUGACACCACGCCCAUCGUGUGGCAGGAGGUGUUCGACGAGGGCGUGCCGCUGCCCAACGACACGCUCGUCCACGUGUGGAAGGGCGCCGCCUGGGACAUGGUGAAGGCGUUACGAGCGGGUCACAAAGUGUUGUUCUCGUCGUACUGGUACCUGGACCACCUGGGCGACACGUUCGAGACGUUUCUGUCGGUGGACCCGCGCGGCAUGGUGGAGGCGGCGGCGGACGCGGCGCUGGCGGCCGGCGUGCUGGGCGGCGAGGCCUGCAUGUGGGGCGAGCUGGUCGACGACACCAACCUGCUGCCCAGGGUGUGGCCGCGAGCCAGCGCGGUGGCGGAGCGGCUGUGGAGCGCGGCGCUGCCGGGCGCGGGCCGCGGCGGGGGCGGGGGCGGGGGCGGGGGCGGGGGCCGCGGGGGCCGGCGGGCGCCCGAGGAGGCGCUGCGGCGCGCGGCCGAGCACGUGUGCCGCAUGCGGCGCCGCGGCAUCCCCGCCGCGCCCGCCGCCGGCCCCGGGUACUGCGUGCUUUAAUCGAGACUUCGAAAGCAGCAACUAACAUACACAAUAUAUUUAUAAUUAAAAUUGUAAAGAAUAGCUAAAAAGUA